UGUUGGACAAGCUCAAAGCGGGGCCCUCAACGCCUACUCCCGCGUUCUCACUUACUUACUUACUUACACUCGCACCCCCUCCCCUCCCUUCCCCCCACGCAAACCCUUGACAGGGGAAGUGCGAAGCGAAGCUGGGCUCUCACUUGCUUGGGCUUUCCCCCUCUCCUCUCCUCCCUUCGGUCUGGUUGUUCGUUGCUGAGUGCUGCUGCUCUGCACGCACCGAGCGCGCUGCGAAUUGGAUGUGACCUUAGCGUUUGCGUCGUCGUCGUCGUUGUGGCAUCCAAUUUACCUCUUGCCCGCCGGAGCGUGUGAGCACAAUAUUUUGCUUCGGUCGUGUUGUGCGAUCAAGCAUGUUUUUACUCCUUGGUCUGGGGGUUGGAGAAUGCGGAGCGAGUGGUGUCGGAGUGUAAUUUGGGAAUUUGUUGUUAGAGGAUAUGUUGUGUUGUUUCGAAGAGUCGACGAUUGGCGGAGUUGAGUUUUCUUAGGUUUGAAGGCGGACCUUCAAGGGGUAGACAGCUGAGUUUCGAGGGAGUUGUGAGAGAGUUUCGAGUUUCCCUGUUUUUUUUGUUUUUGUAUGUUUUUGUUCGUUUUUGUUUUUGCAGAGCGGGUUGGUUGAGGCGUGGUGGCGAGAUGGAAGGGGCGUCCGUGUCAACUAACCCUCGGUCCGUGGACGAGGUCUUUAAGGAUUUCAGAGGGCGUCGAGCUGGGAUGCUCAAGGCUCUUACUUCUGAGGUAGAGGAAUUUUAUCGCCAAUGCGAUCCAGAAAAGGAGAAUUUGUGUUUGUAUGGAUAUCCGGAGGAGACGUGGGAAGUGAACCUUCCAGCCGAAGAGGUACCGCCCGAGCUACCCGAGCCUGCGCUGGGAAUCAACUUCGCACGAGACGGAAUGCAACGCAAGGACUGGCUUUCAUUGGUUGCUGUUCACAGUGACGCAUGGCUGCUUGCCGUUGCGUUUUAUUACGGUGCUCGAUUUGACAAGAAUGAAAGAAAGCGGCUAUUUAAUUCUAUCAAUGAGCUGCCUACAGUAUUUGAUGUAGUGACCGGUAAGAAACCUGUGAAGGAAAAAGCCAGCGUUGUCGUCAACCACAACAACAACAAUAACAACAAUAAUAACAGUGGCCGAAAUAAGACAAAGUCGGCGGCUAAGGUGCAACGUACUGCCGAACCUGUUAAGGCAAAGCCGGCACCACCUCCUCCGAAGGAAGAUGACGAUCUUGAGGAUGAGGACGAGGAGGAGCACGGAGACACAUUUUGUGGUACCUGUGGUGGAAGUUAUACAGCUGAUGAAUUUUGGAUAGGGUGUGACAUCUGUGAAAAAUGGUAUCACGGUAAAUGUGUGAAGAUCACACCUGCAAGAGCGGAGCACAUCAAGCAAUACAAGUGCCCAGCGUGCAGCAACAAAAGGGCGCCUUCAUUCCCGUGACAGCUGCUAUGGUGGCGGUCGUCAAUGGCUGCAUCCGUGCCUUCACCCUAGCUGCUUUGUGGUUUCACUGAGCUCCAGUUUGCCCGAGGUGGUGUAGUCGAGAAACCUGAGUAUUCGAGAAAGAAAUGGUUGCAAGCAGGAGUUCAUGCUUACAGAGUUUUGUACAGUUCAGGAAGCUCUUAGGCAGCUUCAUAGUUCCUCUUCACAUAUUUAUUCGUAUUCAUGUGUGAAGUGUAGGAAUGUUCACUAAUUCUAGGAAUACAUGAUUUAAGAUGGAUGGCAAGCUUUGUUGCACAUCUGUUCAGAUGUCU
Molecule: messenger RNA, 1733 nt
Organism: Physcomitrium patens
Lineage: Eukaryota; Viridiplantae; Streptophyta; Bryopsida; Funariales; Funariaceae
Product: PHD finger protein ALFIN-LIKE 3
Biological process (GO): regulation of DNA-templated transcription
Cellular component (GO): nucleus
Molecular function (GO): histone binding; transcription coregulator activity; transcription cis-regulatory region binding
Source: RefSeq, a predicted model, not a curated record